This is a messenger RNA of Schistocerca gregaria, 2158 nucleotides long. RefSeq names its product ras guanine nucleotide exchange factor A-like. The transcript has 2 exons. The record is from RefSeq and is a predicted model, not a curated record. Gene Ontology annotation, cellular component: plasma membrane. Gene Ontology annotation, biological process: positive regulation of GTPase activity; Ras protein signal transduction. Gene Ontology annotation, molecular function: guanyl-nucleotide exchange factor activity. The coding region runs from base 122 to 2065 and encodes 647 amino acids. NCBI's taxonomy places the organism in Eukaryota, Metazoa, Arthropoda, Insecta, Orthoptera, Acrididae.
CGCCCUAGGAUUUCUGCAUCAGAUCCACUUCUUUGCCGGUGGCAUUUUUCCUCUGACGCUUUAGAAUAGUUGCGAAGCUAGUCCGCCACGUUUAUAGAUUGCGAUAGGUUACCAGAGUUUGAUGGGCGAAAAUUCAGAGAACGAUUUAAACUCAGCGAACCAGCGAGGAAGUAUAGGAGAGGAGGAGCUGGCCCAACGGAAGAAAAAAAGCAGGGGAUGCGAGGAUGAGUUGAAGGGGACGUUCAGGCCGAGCAUAGGAAAUAGUCGGUGCGCUGUAAAUAUAGGUAGAAGAUAUGCAAGAGUUAAUUUAGAUAAAAAUACGCCUUUAACGCCUAAGGCGUCUGGGCCGUGUUUUACGCCCAAUACGCAUUUAACGCCUAAGACGUCUCGGCCGUGUUUUACGCCCCUUUCUUACGAGAAGAAGAGUGGAUGCAAGUCUUGCCCGAGGCCGAGGGCGUUGAACAUGGGGUAUUCCAUUUCGCACGCGAAUAUAGAGAGCCCGAUGGUAGCAGGAAAGGUGGGUGUGGCUAGGCGUGGCGCAGCGGAGCGUGAGAAGGAGGUGGAGUUGCGAUGCGAUUUUAAUUUUACGUGCGACAGAGGUGGUCGGGAGGGAGAUGGGAAGGGUGACGUGGGUGAUUGCAAGGAGAGCAGACGCCAGAGUUACAUUCCGUCUAAGGUGAAGGUGAGUCGUGAAGAAGAUGGUUUGAAUAGGGAGAGCGAGAAGGUGGAAUUGGAAGGAGAGGGGCAGAAGCAGCCGGUGAUGAAAAGGUUGUCGUUUCGAAAGUAUGCGAAUACGUUAUGUGAAGAGAGUUUUGGCAAGUUGACGUUUCAGAGUUUAUUUAGUUCGUCGAAAACGUAUAUUGUGCCGGAAUCGCUUGACUCGGAGGUGCCAUUGAGAAUGGACGAGAUUGCGGCGUGGGUCAUUUUCGGCCAGGAAGAUCCGGCGGUUACAAAGGCGUUUAUUUUUGCCUUUCCGCACUUUAAGUUUACGCCGAAGAGGUUGUUUGAGGUGAUAAAGGGUUUGUACAAAUGUCCUCCGGACAUUUACUUGAACAUGGCUUGCAAGCUUCCGGAGGCGCAGCAGCGAGUUGUGGAGUUUUUGGUGAAUUGGGUGACGCUGUGCUCGAGGACGGAUUUCGACGUCACGUCCAGUCGCAGCAAGGGCGAUGAAGAGUACAAGGUUUCGUCGAAGCACUACGUGGAGUUUUUGACGUUGGUCAGGGACAGGGCGCGCGGCUCGGUGCAAAAGCAGCCGCCCGUGCAGGAGACGACAUUUGGAGCGUAUGGAGGUAGUUCCAAGAAGAUGAGGUUAGACAGAGGGGUGCAGGAGGAGGGCGGUCGUCUCAGAUCGGGAUCGGUGAUGAAGGCGGAGGUGGGGCAGCUCGAGCUGAUCGCGUCUCAGCUGAGCGCGUACGAAUUCGAGGUGUUUAAGGCGAUUGCGCUGACGGAGUUGAUUGACCAGAGUUGGAACGACGCGGAUUCGGGCAAGGUGAGGGCGCCGACGGUGACCAAGUUCAUCGAGCACACCAACAGAAUUAGCUCACUGGUGACCGCGGAGGUGACGAAGGGCAAGACGGCCAGGCUCCAGGUCGAGCAGAUAAAAAAGUACAUUCACUUAGGGAAGUACAUGCAGGUACUUGGAAACUUUAACGGCGUCAUGGAGGUGUUAGCUGGGUUGAUUUCGGGAGAGGUCCAAAAGUUGAGCAGUGCAUGGAAGUUGCUCAAGUCCAAGCACGAGACGUCGAUGAAAAAGUUAGAAGAGUUGAUGGCGCCUCACCGAAACUAUGGCAGUUACAGAGCGAAGGUUGGAAGGGUCAAGAUGAUUUAUCCAGUUAUACCAUGUCUGCAGAUCCACCUAUCCGACGUUGCCAGGCUGAUGAAUGGCACGGAGAAUGUGGGAGAUAAGCUCAUUCUUAGCAAGGUGAUCAACCUUGGGAAAAUUUUGGUUCAGCUGCAGACUUGGCAAAGUCAACCAAAUAAGUACCGAUAUCGUGUAGACAUUGAGCAGCUGCUGAAGAAGCUGGUCGAAUGCGACCGCGAGCGGGGUGCAUCGGGUAAGAACUAAAUCUCCAAGGCAAUCGACUACAGUAGACCACGAGGGAUGUAAAAGCGCGCGAACAUGCAUGUUGUGCUGUAUAUGUAUAUUAUAUAUAUACGC